This is a messenger RNA of Aspergillus homomorphus CBS 101889, 1617 nucleotides long. RefSeq names its product MFS transporter. Gene Ontology annotation, molecular function: transmembrane transporter activity. The record is from RefSeq and is a predicted model, not a curated record. The transcript has 4 exons. Gene Ontology annotation, biological process: transmembrane transport. The coding region runs from base 1 to 1617 and encodes 538 amino acids. NCBI's taxonomy places the organism in Eukaryota, Fungi, Ascomycota, Eurotiomycetes, Eurotiales, Aspergillaceae.
AUGGAGUCUUUGGAACGAACCAAAACUCAUGGCCAUGCCCACCGAACUCAUUCGGAGGCAUCAGGUCAAGGCUCCGAUCCCUUGACCCUACCAUACCGCGAAGUGACCGAAACUGCCAACAUGGAAGAAUACACCACGGAAACAACAACAGGAGAGAUCAUCAAACCAGUUCGAUCUACGCUUACCGGGAAGGAUGAAGAAUGGAAGCUGGUCACCUUCAAUAUUGAUGAUCCGGAGAACCCAAAGAACUGGUCAAAGGCGUACAAAUGGUACUGUACUAUGGUUGUUUCAUUUACAUGCUUCGUGGUCGCGUUUGCAAGCAGUGUCAUUACCGCCGAUAUAGAAGGACCAUCAGAGACUUUUGGCGUUUCAAGAGAGGUCAGUCUGGUUGUGGUGACCGUCUUUGUCAUUGGAUUUGGCGUGGGACCGAUGGUAUUCGCGCCGCUAUCUGAGAUGGUAGGACGCCGAUUGGUCUAUGCAGGAACCCUGCUAUUGGCCGUGAUAUUCAUCAUCCCCUGUGCUGUUGCUCCCAACAUUGCAACACUCAUUGUUUGCAGAGCCAUUGACGGUAUCGCCUUCAGCGCACCAAUGACGCUGGUAGGUGGCACACUCGCGGAUAUGUGGAAAAAUGAAGAACGAGGUGUCCCUAUGGCAGCUUUCUCGGCCAGCCCGUUUCUUGGUCCUGCAAUCGGACCUUUGGCCGGUGGCUAUCUUGCCGAUGCAACAAACUGGAAAUGGCUCUACUGGUUGCAGCUAAUUCUUGCCUUUGUGGCUUGGCUGCUGAUCACGUUUACCGUUCGCGAGACCUAUGCGCCAACUAUUCUAAAGCGAAGAGCGAAGAAGCUGAGGAAGGAAAGGAACGACUCCCAGUACGUUACUGAGAUGGAACUUGAUGCUAGACCGAUGGCGGAGAGAAUGCGACUUAUUCUCUUCCGGCCUUUCCAACUUCUGUGCCUGGAGCCCAUCGUCCUGUUCAUCGCUCUUUACAUGUCGGUCCUUUACGGUCUGCUAUACAUGUUUUUCAUCGCAUAUCCAGUUGUCUACCAGGGUGGUAAAGGCUGGAGUGCCGGCUCCACCGGUCUUAUGUUCAUUCCGCUCGCCAUCGGCGUCCUCAUGAGCGCUGCAUGCGCACCGUUCGUGAACAAACACUAUCUGUCGCUGUACAAGCAAUAUGGUGGAAAGCCUCCCGCUGAAGCCCGUCUAAUCCCAAUGAUGUUCUCCUGCUGGCUUGUUCCUAUCGGAUUGUUCAUCUUCGCCUGGACCUCCUAUCCCUCUCUGCAUUGGAUUGGUCCUGCAAUUGGCGGCUGGCCAGUUGGGUUCGGUUUUAUUUUCUUGUACAAUUCAGCAAACAAUUAUCUUGUCGACACCUACCAGCAUCAGGCAGCAUCUGCGCUUGCCGCAAAGACGUUCCUUCGCUCUAUAUGGGGAGCAUCCACUGUCUUAUUCACUGAACAGAUGUAUGCCAGACUGGGCUACCAGUGGGCCAGCUCCCUGCUGGCUUUCAUUGCCCUUGCCUGCUGUGCAAUCCCGUAUAUCUUCUACUUCAAGGGAGCGUCUAUCCGUCGGUUCUCAAAGUUUGCUUUCAGUGAAGAUGAAGAGCGGGGAGAGAAACUCUAA